GAUUGAUUUCUGGAUCAUUCUUCCCUCAAAAAAGUGCUUGAUCAUUCGUUCGUUUCUGCUAAUAGUUACACCCUCCGAUCACCUAUUAUGGAUCGGAGGCAGUAUUAAAUUGGACAUAGUCUAGUUUGAUAGAGCCAUAUGUUAUUUUAUUUUUUUCAAAAGAGAAAAAAGGCAGAGUCGUCGUAUGAAAACCUUUAGUGGUCAGCCGCAGAAAAAAUACUCUUCGGAGAGAAUAUGUGCCAGUAAAAAAAGUAAAAGACGGAGAGGGGCUGCCUGGAAAGAAGGAGAUGCUCUCUUUUUACGCAGGCAGAACACACAAAACUAUCUAGCCUAGUCUGGAUUACCACAUAAAAAGGGACUAGCGUGCAGCUUAGCGCCGAUAAGGAAUAAAGAUUCAGAACAACAGUUGUUUGGUAGCAACAGAUUCCAAAGGCUGCCAAAAAAAAUUAAAGAUGACAAGGCUAGGGCACUAGGCAAAGGAGAUAACGCUCGGAAAGCUCUGCCAAGUUCUCCGUGGCCUGAUCCAAACGACAGAUAUACACAAGCCCGAAUUAUUGCUCCAAAACACAGCUAAUUACUCGCAUUUCCUCGCCGGCUUUCCUUUCAUUUCCCCUCCUUUUUCCACCAUCAUUUCAUUUCCACGCUUUGCUUUGCGGGCUUUUGCUCUUUUGUUGUUGCACAAACGUAUACAAAGCUCUCCACAUGACAGGCACAGAAAGGAAGACAUGUGCAUCCUCUUACGGCGCCCAGUAGUCCAAUGGAGCUUUAGUUCUUUAUUUACCCUCCAUCUGUAACCCCUAAUCCCCCUUUAUGACCAAGGCUUUGCUGCUACACACAAAUAUACACAUGUUCCCCGCUCAGCUCGCUCGCUUUCUCUUUUUUAAAUCGCCAAGACCAAGUUGGACACCACGGUAUUUAGAAGCGGUUGCUUCUGACCAAACACCUUAAUAUGGUAAAUCAACAGCUAGCAGAGCAACACACACAAUCCUAGCUUAGCUAGCCGUGGAAAGUGAAACGAUCAAACGAGAAAGCAAAAUUAGCAGCUGUUUUUCUUCCUUCCGGGCUUCUGGAAGACUUAAUUCGGUGUGACGGUUAGCGCAACCGCCAUUGCUAGUAGCAGUCGGGUUAGCUAGCCGUGCUGGGAGCUUAAAUCUCCCCGGUCAACGCCGAGUCAAACCCUCCUAGCAUAGGAGUGACAUACAGAAGAGAGCAAGAACAGCUGCUGUCCUGUUCCUGUCCAAGCAAGCAAGCACUGAAGCACAGCUCGCGCUCACUCUCAGAAACAGAGCAGAACAGAAGAGCAGCAGGUCCUUGCCCAUAAAGCAAGACAGAGAACGGCCGCACGCCACAUGGCUUGGUCGCAAAGGAAACCCAUCGUUUUCGCUCACGAGCGGUUCCUCGAUCGAUCCAGGCGACAGGAAACCAACGAUUCGACGAUCAUCAUCGCCAGCAGCAGCGCAACUAGCUGGAACUAGAAGAUCGAUGACGCUUGACGGCAUCAACGGCGGCAGCGUGACGAUGGAGAGGGACGGCGGCGGCGGCGCGGCGGCCGGAGUGACGCCGGCGGAGAGGGAGAGGUGGUGCGUGUGGGUGGCGGAGGAGUGCUCGCCUUCAGGGUGCGCGUGCGCCAUGGGGCCGAAGCCGAUGAUGGCGCGGUACGUGUACGCGCUGGUGUUCCUGGUGACGAACCUGCUGGCGUGGACGGUGCGGGACUACGGCCACUCGGCGCUUUUGGAGCUGCGGCGGCUCAGGGGCUGCCGCGGCGCGCGCUACUGCCUCGGCGCCGAGGGCGUGCUCCGGAUCAGCCUCGGAUGCUUCCUCUUCUUCUUCAUGAUGUUCCUGUCGACGGUGAACACGAGGAAAGUGCACGACUGCCGGAACUCGUGGCACUCGGAGUGGUGGCCGGUCAAGAUCCUCCUCUGGAUGGGCUUCACCGCCGUCCCCUUCUUCGCCCCCUCCCAGCUCAUCCAGCUCUACGGGAAGGUCGCGCAUUUCGGAGCAGGGGCGUUCCUUGUGAUCCAACUCAUCAGCGUCACCAGGUUCAUCACCUGGAUCAACGACUGCUGCCGCUCCGAGACCAACCUCAAGAAAUGCCACAUGCACGUGCUGGUGGCGUCGACCGUGGCGUACGUGGGCGCCGUGCUGGGGAUCGCGCUCAUGUACGUGUGGUACGUGCCGAGGGCGUCCUGCAGGCUCAACUCCAUCUUCAUCUCCGUCACACUCCUGCUCGUGCUGCUCAUGACCUUCGUCUCUGCCAACUCCAAGGUCAAGGCCGGGUACCUGGCGCCCGGGCUCAUGGGGGUCUACGUCGUCUUCCUCUGCUGGGCCGCCAUCAGAAGCGAGCCGCACACGGAGGUUUGCAACAGGAAAGCGGGCGCCGCAACCAGCGCAGAUUGGCUCAACAUAGCGAAUUUUGUGAUCGCGGUGAUCGUGAUCGUCGCGGCGACUUUCUCGACGGGGAUAGAUUCAAAGUGCCUGCAGUUCAAGAGCAGCGAGACGGACUCGGAGGACGACAUCCCCUACGGCUUCGGCUUCUUCCACUUCGUGUUCGCCAUGGGCGCCAUGUACUUCGCCAUGCUCUUCGUCGGCUGGAACGCGCACCAGAAGAUGGAGAAGUGGACGAUUGAUGUGGGCUGGGCGAGCACGUGGGUGCGUGUGGCCAACGAAUGGCUAGCGGCGAUUGUGUACAUAUGGAUGGUGAUCGCUCCGAUCGUGUGGAAGAGGAGGCAGGUCGGGUCCUCGGCCACGUGUCCAUGAGUUGCAUUGUGUUUUUCUCGAUCAUGUGUGUGACACACUUGCAUCUCAAGAAGAAGAAAAAUUAUGUGUACAAGAAAAAUGAGGACACGGAGGAAGCAGAGGCACCGUCCGAUGGUCGCACGGAUGGAUGGAUGGUGGUUCUCACUUGAUUUUGUUAACUUGGCGGCAGGGAGAGAGUUAAGAGGAGCGAAAUUUGUUCCUCUUUGUGCCUUGUAUAUCUGGCCAAUUUUGCAUGGUGGAGAGAGAGAAAAGAUAUAUUCUUUUGGAGAUGAGUCGAUUGUAUAUUCUCACUCUGGAAAGAGAUCUGUUUAAGAAAACAGAGGAUUACACGUACGUACUUGCAUUUU
Messenger RNA from Brachypodium distachyon (stiff brome), 3104 nucleotides. RefSeq names its product probable serine incorporator. The coding region runs from base 1483 to 2757 and encodes 424 amino acids. Gene Ontology annotation, cellular component: membrane. NCBI's taxonomy places the organism in Eukaryota, Viridiplantae, Streptophyta, Magnoliopsida, Poales, Poaceae. The transcript is spliced from 11 exons. The record is from RefSeq and is a predicted model, not a curated record.